AUGCCUCCAAUUCUCUACCUGGUCCGCCACGGUGAAGGCGAGCAUAACGUCAAUGAUUCUCACCAUCUUCGUGACGCGCAUCUGACUGAGACAGGCAAGACCCAAUGUCGUGACUUGAGAGAUAAUUUCCCUUACCAUGACGAGGUAUCUCUUAUUCUGGCAUCUCCCUUGAGACGAACCAUUCAAACCGCAGCGCAUUCUUUCCAACCAGUUUUAGAAAAGCGUCAGGUACCCUUCGUCUUGGUUCCCAAGGCGCAGGAAAUCAGUAAACAGCCCUGUGAUAUCGGGCAGGACUCUGAUGUUUUGAAGGCUGAAAUCCCCGGACUGAUUACUCCGGGAGCUGCCUGCUUUGACCAGGCGAAUUUGGACACGAGUCUUUUGGAAGAUGGUUGGAAUUCAAAAAAAGGCAUAUACGCUCCAACGUCUGCAGCGGUUCGAAAACGUGCAGCUGAAUUGCGAACUUGGCUAUGGAGACUUCCACAUGAGCAUGUGGUCUUGGUGACACAUGGAGCUUUCCUGCAUUAUUUGACAGAAGAUUGGACAUUUUAUGACAGGCAAAGAGGUACUGGUUACCGCAAUUGCGAAUAUCGACGAUUCACUUUCACGGAGGAUUCCUCUUCAACGGAGGCACACCUGCUUGAAGUUGGAGGAAGCUCCGUCAAGGUUGAUAGGCCUCUUGGUGUAGACAUCCAUGUGUUGCAUGAGGUUGAGGAGGUUGAAGCCGCAAAAUAG
Penicillium odoratum is the source of this 732-nucleotide messenger RNA. RefSeq names its product histidine phosphatase family protein. The coding region runs from base 1 to 732 and encodes 243 amino acids. Gene Ontology annotation, cellular component: cytoplasm. Gene Ontology annotation, molecular function: phosphatase activity. The transcript is spliced from 4 exons. NCBI's taxonomy places the organism in Eukaryota, Fungi, Ascomycota, Eurotiomycetes, Eurotiales, Aspergillaceae. The record is from RefSeq and is a predicted model, not a curated record.